This is a messenger RNA of Catharus ustulatus (Swainson's thrush), 2919 nucleotides long. RefSeq names its product peptidase M20 domain containing 1 (gene PM20D1). The transcript is spliced from 13 exons. NCBI's taxonomy places the organism in Eukaryota, Metazoa, Chordata, Aves, Passeriformes, Turdidae. Gene Ontology annotation, biological process: amino acid metabolic process. Bases 1 to 1545 code for a protein of 514 amino acids. Gene Ontology annotation, molecular function: hydrolase activity, acting on carbon-nitrogen (but not peptide) bonds, in linear amides. The record is from RefSeq and is a predicted model, not a curated record.
AUGGCGGGCGGGCGGCGGGCGGUGCUGGCGGGGCUGCUGGCGCUGGGCUCGGUGGUGCUGGUGCUGGUGGCCGCCGUCCUGCUCCGCGCCUUCGUCCUGCGAGCCCCGGCUGGGGUCCCGCGGCUCUGGGCACGGAGCGCCGGCACCGCCGCCCUCAGCGCUGCCGAGCGGCGGGAGCUUAAGGAGGCGCUGCGAGGGGCCAUUCAAAUCCCAACUGUGGCCAGGUCUCCAGAGGAUCUGAACACGACUGCCAUGGCAGAAUUUGGGAGUUACAUUCAGAAAGUCUUCCCAGCUGUAUUUUCCUCAGAGUUCAUCCAGCAUGAAGUUGUUGGGGAGUACAGCCACCUGUUCACAGUGCAGGGCUCUGCCCCUGGCCUGCUGCCCUACAUGCUGCUGGCACACAUGGACGUGGUGCCUGCUCCCCCCCAGGGCUGGCAUUUCCCUCCUUUCUCAGCUGCAGAGCACCAAGGUUUCAUCUAUGGAAGAGGAACUCUGGAUAACAAAAACUCUGCCAUUGGCAUCCUGCAAGCUCUGGAAUUCCUGCUGAGGAGGAAUUACCGACCGCGCCGCUCCUUCUAUAUCGGCAUUGGCCACGAUGAGGAGGUGUCUGGCCUGAAGGGAGGAAGGAAAAUCGCAGCUCUGCUGGAGGCCCGGGGAGUGCAGCUCUCCUUCCUGCUGGAUGAGGGCAGUGCUGUGCUGGAUGGCAUCAUUGCAGGGGUGAAGAAACCCGUGGCUGUGAUUGCUGUCACAGAAAAAGGGUCAAUGACACUGAACUUCACUGUGGAAAAAGAGCCAGGACAUUCAUCCUUUCCUCCUAAGGAGACAAGUAUUGGCAUUCUGGCAGCAGCCAUGUCCAGGCUGGAGCAGAAUCCCUUGCGCAACCUGUUUGGCCACGGCCCAGAGCUCAUGACCAUGGAGCACCUCGCAGCAGAGUUCAAAUUUCCUCUCAACAUCAUCAUGAGCAAUUUGUGGCUGUUCUCACCUAUUGUCAGCAGAGUCCUUGCCUCGAAACCUUCCACCAAUGCCUUGAUCCGAACGACCACUGCAGUCACCCUGUUUAAUGCAGGGAUCAAGGUGAAUGUCAUCCCUUCCUCUGCCAGAGCCACAGUGAACUUCAGGAUCCACUCAGCUGAGACAGCUGCUGAGGUGCUGGAGGCAGUCAGGAGCACCAUUGCUGAUGACAGAGUGAAGAUUGAUGUGGUGGAGGCCUUUGACCCCCUGCCCAUCAGCCCUUGGGAUGAGCAGACAUUUGCAAUCCAUAUUUUUCAAAGAACCAUCCUGGACACUUUCCCAGAUGUUGACAGUGUAGUCCCAGGCACGUGCAUUGGAAACACGGACAGCAGGCACUUUACCAACAUCACCAGGGCCAUUUACAGGUUCAACCCUGUGCUCCUGAGGCAGGAUGAUCUCCCCAGGAUCCAUGGCUUGAAUGAGAGAAUCUCCAUUGAGAAUUAUGAGAAACAGGUGGAGUUCCUGUUCCAGCUGAUCAAGAACUGUGACACUGAGACCCUUCCAGAGCCCCAUGCCAGCUCCCACGAGCUCUGAGAGACUUCAGGGCAGAGCAGCUGCUCUGGGCUCUGGGACAGAGGGGCUGAAGGUGCUCUUGUGUCUUGGGUACUGAAUUGGGGUUUAUUUUUAUAUUGUGGUUUACAUACAGAUGGGAGAAGUGCUGGCAAAAGCCAACAAAUAACUCUGAUUUCUGCUCUCUGUGGUCUCAUGUGCAGCCCUUCAUCUGACACGAGUUUUUUUCAGCACUUUAAGCCUUUGAAAUUGGUAAUCACUAAAAAUCUAAGUUAUAAUCACCUCUGGAAGGUGAAUCAUCCUGACAAACUCAGUUUUUCUGGUGAAUGGAUCUUGCUCAGGUGAGGUUUGUGCCAGAAACUCCCAGGGAGGGUUGGUGAGUGGAGAAAGGUUCCUGUCACUGGCACAGCCACCCUGAGAGGUUCUUGGGCUGCUUCCCUGGGGAUUCUCCCUGGGGAUUUUCCCUGGGGAUUCUCUCCUGGGAUCUCUCUCACCAGCAUCCCUGCUACCCUGAGCCAGUGGCAGUGUUCACUCCCAUGCUGCACUCAUUUCUCACUCUGUUUUCAGCCACUCCACAAUUUUUAUGUUGUUGUAACUGAGGAGGUGCUGGAAACUUUUCCUUCCAUCAUUUAGUGAUUAUUUUUUUUCCCCUUCCCUGACUCAUGCUGUGGCUCAAGGUGUGUUGUGCAACUGGGUGUCAGAAUAAGGGACUGCAGCUUGAAAUGAGGAAUUAAAUCCUUGUCUCCUCCUCUCUUUUCUCACUGAGUCAGUUCAUGCUCCUCUGAGAAUUUGAUUGUGAAAAAUGUGCAGCCCUUCAGUUCAGAGGGGUCAGAGGUUUGUUCCUUCACUGCCAGUGCUCAGUUUUUUGGGAAUGCUGGGGUAGGCAGGCCAUGGAUGUUGACUCUGCCUCAUCUUGCACUUCUUGCCUACCUAUGACAGCACCAAAGGGUUCAGCAUUCUUUUGGCCUUGACAGCUGGGGUUACCAGUAUUAAUCAGACAAAUAAUUUAUUUAAUCAGUUAAUUAAAUUAAUUCUAUCACUAGAUAGUUGACAAAGGGAUGUUAGCCAAAGAAAAACCUGAAAGCUGCUGUGUGACAGGGACUGUGCUGCAGGCACCAGUGCAGCUCCUCCUGCUGCACAGAUGUUUUUCAGAACUUAAAUAGUGCACUGAAAUGGGUGGAUGUUCUGUAAAUUCAUACUGUGAAAUGUGCUGGAAUGUACAGGAAAUACUCUGAAAUGUAUCCUGAAAAACACUGAUGGAACUGUGAUUCCAAUUCUUUCCGUUCACCUCUCGUAUUUAUUUGAUCUUAUCACUGUGACCAGAGGGCUCCAACUGUAUCACUACUGAAUAAUUAAAACAAAAUUGACAGUUUCAUCUAAUAAAAUGAGGAAUGAGAA